AUGGCACGACUUUUCUACCACAAGCCGCAAUUCGCUAUUCUUGACGAAUGCACUUCAGCUGUUAGCGUAGAUGUAGAAGGAGCGAUGUAUAAGAUCUGUCGGGAGAUGGGAAUUACGCUAUUCACAGUAUCACAUCGAAAAUCACUAUGGGUUCAUCACGAGUACUUCCUUCACAUGGACGGCCGUGGAUCGUAUCAAUUCGAGAAAAUCGACGGUAACACCGCUGUGUUCGGCUCUUGA
Molecule: messenger RNA, 240 nt
Organism: Cooperia oncophora
Lineage: Eukaryota; Metazoa; Nematoda; Chromadorea; Rhabditida; Trichostrongylidae
Source: the annotation of a GenBank genome assembly